Dipodomys ordii (Ord's kangaroo rat) is the source of this 1041-nucleotide messenger RNA. RefSeq names its product ADP-ribosyltransferase 5 (gene Art5). Bases 1 to 924 code for a protein of 307 amino acids. The record is from RefSeq and is a predicted model, not a curated record. The transcript has 4 exons. NCBI's taxonomy places the organism in Eukaryota, Metazoa, Chordata, Mammalia, Rodentia, Heteromyidae. Gene Ontology annotation, molecular function: NAD+ poly-ADP-ribosyltransferase activity; NAD+-protein-arginine ADP-ribosyltransferase activity.
AUGCUCGCGGCUCUGCUGGUCAUCCUCAACCACCUCUGCCUCCAUACCCUCUGGCAGGUUCAGGCUGUUCCUAUCCUGCCCUUGGGCCUGGCCCCAGAUGCCUUUGAUGAUGCCUAUUUAGGCUGCUCAGAGGAGAUGGAAGAGAAGGCAGCCUCUCUGUUAAAGGAGGAGAUGGCUCACCAUACCCUGCUCCAGGAAUCCUGGGCGGCAGCACAGAAGGCCUGGGAACACCGGCGUCGAGGGCUCACUCUACCCGCUGGCUUCAAAGCCCAGCAUGGAAUAGCCGUUAUGGUCUAUACCAACUCAUCCAACACCUUGUACUGGGAGCUGAACCAGGCUGUGCGGACGGGAGGUGGCUCCCGGGAGCUGUACAUGAGGCAUUUCCCCUUCAAGGCCUUGCAUUUCUACCUGACCCGGGCCCUGCAGCUGCUGCGGGGCAGGGAAGGCUGCAGCAGGGAAGCUGGGGAGGUGGUAUUCCGAGGCGUGGGCAGCCUUCGUUUUGAACCCAGCAGGCUGGGAGAUUCUGUCCGCUUAGGCCAGUUUGCCUCCAGCUCCCUAGAUGAGGCGGUGGCCCGCAGGUUUGGUAAUGCCACCUUCUUCUCUCUAAGGACUUGUUUUGGGGCCCUUAUCCAGCCCCUGUCUGUCUUCCCUGAGGAACGUGAGGUGCUGAUUCCCCCCCAUGAAAUCUUCUUGGUCACUGGGUUCUCCCAGAAUGGAACCCGGAGCCUAGUGUCUCUCUGGAGCCAUAAUCAGACCUGCAGCCACUUUAACUGCGCUUAUUUGGGUGGGAAGAAGAGGCGGGGCUGUGUGUCUUCGAGAGCAGGGCAGCCAGAGCCACCCUUUGAGGGGGCUUUCUCUCUGCACUCCUGGAAGACCCUACUCUUGACCCCUGGGGGGUUCCAGCUCUCAGGAGCUGGGCCCUGAAAGUCCCAACACCUGCCACUUAGGGAUCUUGGGAACCUGUGAUUUUCCUGUGAAGAAGGGCAGCUUUGAACAGCCUCGUGAAGCAAGAGCAUGGUCUUGGAGCCAGCCCUGGCUGCC